Messenger RNA from Mangifera indica (mango), 1488 nucleotides. RefSeq lists its product as uncharacterized. The record is from RefSeq and is a predicted model, not a curated record. The coding region runs from base 191 to 1237 and encodes 348 amino acids. The transcript has 4 exons. Lineage: Eukaryota; Viridiplantae; Streptophyta; Magnoliopsida; Sapindales; Anacardiaceae. Gene Ontology annotation, cellular component: chloroplast.
ACGGCGUCGUUUCCUUCUCCAAAAUUCUGUGACAAACAAACAGGAGCGAACGAGAGUAUCACCUCGUUGUCUCGUAUUUCCCACCUAACUCUUUGAUUCCUUUCCUUCAUUCUUUAUUUACUUUUCUUCUUAGUCGUUCUUCUGGUCUCUUCGGCCGCUUCUCUUCUGGGGAUAUUACUUUGCAAUAACAAUGGGGAGUUUCUUCAGAGGCCUAAAUGAGGAUACAGUUACUUCUCCACUAGACAUUCUUAGAUGUCCAUUUUUGAGGAACAUUAAUGAGCCCACUAAUUUCUCCUUCGCUUCAUCAUUGCCAUUUCCCAUGCCUGUUCACACAGCCAAAGGUCCAAUUUUUGAGGAUGGUCCAAACUUUGAUAUGGCUUUCAGGCUUUUUCAUGGGCGUGAUGGAGUAGUCCCACUUUCUGAAAGAUCAUUAGAGGCAGCAGAACCUGAGUUAGCCCCACCGCAGUUUAAUCCUUUAGCUGCUAAAGCAGCCACUAUCAGUCUUUCAUCUUUUGGACUUGGAGGACCAUUCAGUUUUGAUUCAUUUUCAGAGAAGUGGAAGAAUCAAAAAGGAAAAUCAAAAUCCUCCAAAAAAGAGUCUUCUUCACAGGGAGGAAAAUCUAAUCACGAAGCUAUGAGCAAUGAGUGGCUACAAAAUGGUAACUGUCCAAUUGCGAAGUCAUAUCGUGCAGUUAGUGGUGUCCUGCCACUUGUUGCAAAGGUUUUCCAGCCUCCUACUGGCAUGCAACUUAGGUGCCCACCAGCAGUGGUUGCAGCCCGAGCAGCUAUCGCACGAACUGCUUUUGCAAAGAACCUUCGCCCUCAACCCUUGCCUGCAAAAGUACUUGUGAUUGGGAUGUUGGGUAUGGCGGCAAAUGUCCCACUAGGUGUAUGGAGGGAACAUACUAAAAAGUUUUCAGCAUCCUGGUUUAUUGCUAUUCAUGCAGCUGUUCCAUUCAUAGGAAUGCUCAGAAAGUCUGUGUUGAUGCCAAAGACAGCUAUGGCAUUUACCAUUGCAGCGUCUGUAUUGGGACAAGUCAUUGGUUCUAGGGCAGAAAGAUACCGUUUGAAAGCAGUAGCCGAGAAAAGAUUGGCUCUAGAGGAAAAUUCUGUUGGUAAUACAAGUCAGUUACAGGUUGUUGCGGUUAAAGGUGGACAUUGUGGCAAUCCCAGGGAAUGGAAUUCAGCACCUCUUCAGGUGGUCACACCAUCUACUUCUGCAGACGUUUUCUGCUGAUUAGAGGUAAUUGAUCAAAUUAUAUUUUAUUGUCCCAUAUUUUGUGUUUGUAAUGUCUGCCUUGCAAGAGGCUUGUUUUUGGCUAUUGGGGAAAUAAUAAGAGGUAAAAAAAUGAAAUAAUUGAUAUUUGUAAGUGAAGUAUUAUUUGAUGUUCUCUCUUUGUAUGCAAUUGUUCAUGUGUUUUUCUUUUUCUUGUAAGAAACUUCCUUUUGGGACAUGGAACUAAGAAUAAAAGAUGAAAUUUGAGCAGA